UUUUUUUCCCCCUGCAAGCUGCCAAGGUGGACUCCUUAGCUCCUGCGAUAGACUGAAUGAGACUGCAGUUCCCCCAUCAGUUUCAUAAUACUCAGAAAGCAUCCAUUUACAUCAUUGUGUGCAGUGCAGGGCAGCAGCUGCCAGGAAAUUUGAAACUAUUUUGAUUCCAGUUGACUAGAACAGCAGCAAUUGAAUUAGCUGGUAUCGCUAUAGAUAAACUGAUGAUCUUUGCAUUUUAUUUCUUUGACCAAUGGGUAACUGCUGGAGCUACAGUAACCUCUGUAGUGGCCGUGGAAGCAGCAGUUUGCCUCCUCAUACCAUCAUCAAUGAAUUUCCAGAGUACGGCACUGCAGAGUCGAGCAGACAAGCACCAUCGUCUGCACUGAUGUGCCCGGCCGAGCCUGUGACACGCAGUCCAGAAAGACAGGACAGUCACCACCAUGCCAGGCCUGUUCCUCAGUGCACAGCUCCUGCUGAUCAUUCGAGGCCUGAUGCAGGGGCAGUGCAGCUUCACACCCCAGAAGAAGGUUUGCAACCCACGAGUAAUCUGCCAGAGAGUAUGAAAAUCUCUCGACGGUUAGAAGCAACAAAGGUGCAAGAAAGAGCAAAUACUUCUCUGGAUUCAGAGACUCAAAUGGAAAAAAAGAGUGUUACUGGCAGCCAAAAUGUGCAGGCAGCCAGAGAACCAGUUCCAGCAGGCCAAGAAAAACUCUCAGACAUGCUUCUUCCAUCUGAACGAACAGCUGAGGAAAAAAAGCAUUUGAUCAUAGAGAAAGAUCUGGCUUCAGUACGGACUGGAGAAAAGCAAUCUGAAUCCUCACAAGCCAUAAGUAAUAAAGCAGAGGAGGUCCACACAGCUCAGGAACCAAGCUGUCACAAGCCAUCUGUGACAAACCUGGAAGCAGUCAGCAGAGUGGAGAGGGGGACAUGUUUUGAGGAGUUUUCAGAGUACAGUCAAGGCAAAAUGCAAACAGGUACUGAGAGAAGGCUUGCUAAAGAGGCAGCUGUGAGUAAACAUGUAGAAUUUCAAGGUGUGGAGAUCUUAUGGCUGCAAAAAACUGAGGAGCAGCAAAGAAAGAAGCAUUCACUGCUGGACUCUGUGUCUGUGGAGAGGAAGGCAUUCCCCAAAAAAUCCAGUCACCCUGUGUCACCAAUGGUCUCCCCAGGCUUGCCUUCCUUGCCAGACAGUGCCUGGAGUGAGGUCUGUGAAGACCCAAGGCUGGAACCUGCUGCCUCUGGAGCCACUCCUCUACCACUGCUUGAAGAAAGUGGGAAGGAUGAAGUUUCUAUGAAGGACAGGAAGAACUGUGGUGAGGAGGAGAUGGCUGUGCUUUCAAGAGGCCAGGACAGGAUGGUUGAGGAGGGGGAAGCCGCCACAGGAGGAUAUGAAGAUUUCCUUGGGCAGAGGCACUCUGACAUCUCCACUGAUCUGUACAGCUCACAGUUUGAAAACAUCCUAGACAAUGCAUCUUUGUACUACAGUGCGGAAUCUCUGGACACAUUGUACUCGGAGCCUGAUAGCUACUUCAGCUUUGAGAUACCACUCACUCCCAUGAUCCAGCAGCGCAUGAAGGAGGGUGUACAGUUUUUAGAUAGGACAUCAGCCGUGGGGCAGACAGAUGUGCCUGACAGGGAGGUGAAGGGAUGUGGUGAAGGCAUUGCCAAUGGCUUAAGGGAUGCAAACGAAACACUCUUCAAAGGAGAUGUCACAGAAGUCCCUCAUCUGGAAAGCAAUGUCGACCUGCAGAAUGUGGUGUUAGACUCCAGUGCAGCCAUGGGGAGCAAUGAACUUCAUGAGAAGGAUGCCACUGGAGCCCUUGGCCACGACCUCAGCAAUGGCAGCAGCAGCAAUUUGGAAGCAGCCAGGCGCCUGGCUAAGCGCCUCUACCAUCUGGACAGGUUCAAACGCUCUGAUGUGGCAAAACAUUUGGGUAAAAACAAUGAAUUCAGCAAGCUUGUGGCCGAAGAAUAUCUUAAAUUUUUUGACUUCACAGGCAUGACCCUGGACUGUUCGCUCAGGAGUUUCUUUAAAGCCUUUUCACUUAUUGGAGAAACUCAGGAACGAGAGAGAGUUUUAAUCCACUUCUCCAGCAGAUACUACCAGUGCAACCCAAAUGCCAUUUCUUCUCAAGAUGGAGUUCACUGUCUCACGUGUGCCAUGAUGCUGCUGAACACAGACCUCCAUGGCCAUAACAUUGGGAAAAAGAUGACCUGCCAAGAGUUCGUUGCUAACCUCCAGGGGAUGAAUGAUGGCAGAGACUUCCCGAGAGGGCUCUUGAAGGCCCUCUACAAUUCAAUCAAGAAUGAGAAGUUGGAAUGGGCAGUGGAUGAAGAAGAGAAAAAAAAAUCUCACUCGGAUGGUACAGAUGAAAAGGAUAAUGGCAACCAGACAAAGGCUGUCAGUCGAAUUGGCAAUUCAAAUAACCCGUUCCUGGACAUCCCUCAUGACCCCAGUGCUGCCGUGUAUAAAACUGGAUUUCUGGCUCGGAAAAUUCAUGCAGAUAUGGAUGGAAAGAAAACUCCCCGGGGAAAACGAGGCUGGAAAACCUUUUACGCUGUGCUGAAGGGGACAGUCCUGUACUUGCAGAAGGAUGAAUAUAAGCCAGAAAAGGCUUUGUCUGAGGAAGAUCUGAAGAAUGCGGUUAGUGUGCACCAUGCGCUGGCAUCCAAGGCAACAGACUAUGAGAAGAAACCCAAUGUCCUCAAGCUUAAAACAGCAGAUUGGAGAGUCCUGCUUUUCCAAGCCCAGAGCCAAGAAGAAAUGCAGACCUGGAUCAACAAGAUAAACUGUGUGGCUGCUGUCUUCUCUGCACCACCAUUUCCAGCAGCCAUUGGCUCUCAGAAGAAGUUCAGUCGCCCACUCCUGCCAGCCACCACAACAAAGCUAUCUCAGGAUGAACAGCUGAAGUCCCAUGAAGCUAAGCUGAAGCAGAUCUCCACUGAGCUUGCUGAACAUCGCUCCUAUCCUCCUGACAAGAAGCUCAAAGGCAAGGAAGUAGAUGAUUACAAACUGAAGGACCACUAUCUGGAGUUUGAGAAAAACCGCUAUGAGAUCUAUGUUGGCCUGCUGAAAGAAGGGGUGAAGGAGCUGUUGAGCGGAGGAGAGAACGACGCACCAGGACUGAAGAAAUCCCACUCAAGUCCUUCUUUGAAUCAGGAGUCUCCAGUUAGUGCCAAGGUGAAACGCAAUGUCUCAGAGAGGAAGGACUACAGGCCAGAAACACUCAGCAUUAAGCAGAAGAUUACUUAGGGUGGAAAUGACAACUAGGGGAACAGCCAUGCAGCAAAGUAUUGGUGGUCAAAAUUUUUUCAUUUAAUAACCUGUCAUUCACAAAAAAUAAGUGCAUCUGCCUGAAUGGGGUGUUAGUGACAUUUUCUAUUGUAUAUUUUGCUGUUUCUGUGCAGAUUGUGGGAGAUGUCUUUGCUCCUGCUUUGCUUUGCUUUGUUAAUUUAUCAUUUAGCAAUUGAAGCAUCGGGACUUUUUUGUGUUAUUCUGUUUCUAAAGGAGCUGGGGAAGGGAUAGAGUGCUGUGACGUUUAUUCUGUCUCCUCCCCAUUUAUCUCCUCCCAUCGGCAUGUGGCUUUCAUCUCUCAAGUCACUUGUCACUUUAUUUACGUGGUAGGUGGGAAAAAUAACUGGACAAGUGCUGCAGUGCUGUGAAUGUGAGCUGUAGCUGUGAGAAAAGCUGUGCAAACAUGCGGCUGCAGAAGGCUAACUAGAGGCUAGGGUGCUGGGAACACUAGUUUCCUGACAAUAUGGGGCUUGUUGGUACUGGUACUUAGCAGCAGGUGGUACAGUAAAUAGUCACUGUUGCUUCUUGUUACUGCAUUGACCCUGGACACUUCACGAGUGUAAAGGAAUGAAACCUGGAAACCUCUGGCAAUGCUGAGAUGACGGCAUUGGAAUAAUUUGUUUGCUUCCUUCCAAGCAGAGAGCCUUCUCCUGAGUUUGCAGGCUGGAAGGCAUCCAAACCCAUGCUGUCUCUGCAGUCAGGAAGAUUAAGGAUUACCCAGUUGGAAUGGCUAUCUGGGCUUCACAUUUAUUUGCAGAGAAGGCUGCUGUAGAUGUCAGCCAUUAGCAUUAUAUAUUAAUUAUAUAUAUUAAAGACAAAGGGCCUCUGUGUAGUUUUUAACUAUACGCUCUCACUUAGCUGCUAUAUAGAGCCUUAUGAUAUAUUGUGUCCUGUUGCUUCCCCUUCAAGGGGUUUCCUUGUUGGUGUGCACAGAGAGCUGCUUUCAAUUCCUCUCAUAGUGACAAAGCACUUGGCCUUUUUUCUUCAGAAUGGGAUUCUCCUCAGUUCUCCAUUUUCCUUCUUUAGCUGAUAUAUAGGUGGAAGAGGCUGGUGCCUGCUCACAGUUCCUGCAUACCCUGUACCAGGCUUUCCAAGGGGAGCACAUGUCUGAGAGAGACCACCAUGGGUAGGUCUUUCCAUACCUGAAAGACCCCUGUUUGUGCCAUAGACCUUUGGAGUGACCAGCAGUUUUCAGGCACAGACAACAGAAAGAUGACAUAGAAAUAAUUUUCCUGCUUCCUAGCCCCUCUUGUCUGGGCAGUGUCAUGGCUCUGUUACUGAGUUUUAAUCUCAGUUUUUGUACUGGCCCACAGGGUGAGCUUGGACAGGUCUCUUCCAUUUGGUGUCAGCUUUUCUCUGUAUGAAGUAGUACUACCAAACUGGCCUUUACCACAGAGCGCCUUGGGAGAUAAUGUUGAGGGCCAGUUGAAAAUUGCUUCUUGCUGUUCAUUCUGUUAUGCCUGGCACAGGACAGCCUUCUUGUUGAAUGCAAUUCUUGAUGCAUAGAGAAAUGUCAAGAUCCAUGCAAGGACUGUUUAGAAAUGCUCUGGUGCUUUCAGCCCAAGUAGUCAAAGUGCCACACAUCAAAAAAAUUGCUGUCUGAGUGGAUGUGUGUUCUGUCAGGCUUCCUAAGGGUCCAAGUCAAUUAAUCUAGUUUUAUUGACCUGCCAGUCCAGUGAGCAGAACUAGUAGUGAUUAAAGAGAAAAGGCCCUUAACAGGCACUGCAUGACUUGCCUCCAGUACCAAGUACCACCAAAGCAGCAGCUUUUCUGGUGUUGUGCUGACUGUUGGCUGUAACCAUGAUGUUACACUCUCAAAUGUGAAGUUUUGGGGCAAAUUGAUCCUUGCAGCUGCAGCCUGGCAGCAAAGCCAGAUGAGACUGUUCUCACAAGUGAUGUGCAUCCGUCUGGCAUCUGCCACUGAGAGUGGCCGCUCUGUGCUAAAAGUCAGGAGGUUGGCUCCUAACCUUGACAACGUUGCUAAAAGCUGCAGAGUCCUGAGAAAUUGGCAGUGCUUCCUAAGUGCUGGGGUUUCAGAAGUUGUGCAUUCUGACUGAGGUGGAGUUAACAUUCAGUUCUCUUCUUGAAGAUGAGAGGUGUCUUCUGCUGCUGCAGCCAACAUUAUGUGGUGCAGCUUAUUGUGUGGGGAGACUCAGCUGAGAUGCAUGAUUGUGCUCAUUGGGAGGGAUUGUUUGGAGUACUUAAGAGUGGUAGAUCAACAGCUCAUGGAGGGGAGAUAAACACAGAUCUCUGCAGCUGCUUGUCAUGGUUUGGAGGUUGAAAAGGAACAAGCAGAACAGAGGAAGAAAUUCAGUUGGGGAAUGCUGAAUGCACCUUUGGGAAGAAAACUUGACCUCUGUUAUGAUUAAGGAGUGGUAUUUAGUGUUCUCACUGAGACUCUCAAACGAUAUGGCCCUUGAUCACUCCCUCCUUCCCCUCCCCAUCCUUGCAGUGGGCUGGAGAGGAGAAUUAGAGGCAUAAAAGGCAAAGAUCACAGAUUGAGGUAACAACAAUUUACUGGAAAAGGCAAUGAGAUAAGAAAAUGAAUGGUAAACAGCAACAGUAUUAAAACCAGAGUGUUCAAGAAUGCUCACCACGCAGAACCCAACGAUACCUAACCACUUGCUUCCCAAUACCCCGACGUAGAAGGGGUAUCUUCUCUGGUUCCUGGAAAAUGACAGGAGGUGGUAUGGAAUAACCAUCAAGACCAAGCCAUGCUCCUGCUGGGCUACUGCAUGAAUUAACACCAUCCUGGCCAGAACCAGUACAUCAUUACUUGAAUUAUUUUAAAUACCAAUAGGAAUAUGUGCAGCAGAAACAAAACCCAAAAAAGGUGCAGAUAUAUAAAUGGCCCUGCUUUGCUGUCAGGGUUGGUUUGAGUAGAUGAUCUUUUUAAAGGCAGGCUAGAACAUGCUUGGCAAACCUCUUGUGUUUAUGGAGUGCAAUGCUUCAAAAGGCAAAGAGGUGACAUUUAACUUUCUUCUUCUCUGGCUUUAAAUGUAUUUUCAUUGCCGAAAAUUCCAGCUAAAUUGCUGAGCUCAAAAAGAAAUUACUCCUGUUUUCCAGCUUUGACACAGAAACUGGGUAAUUCCUCUUCAAAGUCAUUGCAGAAAAGAUGAUUUGAAGCAAUAGGAAAAAUCAAAAAGUGAACUGCAAAAAUACUGGUUUUUUUCAUUAUUUAUUAUCUAUUUCCUUGUAUGCUUGUAAACGGAUAGGAUUUUUUGGGGGGUCUCAUCUGAGUGUAUCAAAUGCAAUUUUUCCACUGCAUUUUUUGGUCUUUAAACAUUUGUUGAGCUUAGAGCAGUCUUGCUGAGACUGCUGAGGUGUGCAAGUCAGUUUAUCCAGAAUUUAUAGUUUCUGCUACAGUUUUAAUUAAUGUCAUUUUCCUUUGUUGCUUUACAAUUUAUAAGCAUCCCAGGCUCCUGUGUAGAAAUGCACACUUUGGAGAACAAGAAAAAAAAUGUGAUCCUGUUGCAAAAGUCUAAGACUUCUGCCCUCCCUUGCAAAUAGGUUCAUCUACCAGUCAGUACUGUAAUUAAUUUUUUUCCCUCCUGGUGACACUAUAAAGGAUAGGGCAGGUUCUCAGGUGGUUGGAGUGGUGCAUUUCCUUGAAUAGCACCAUUACGAGUCUGACCAGGUAGCUAGCUUAGUGUGGUACCCUGCACCCUGCCUUUCUUUGCUGAAACAUUUGCCUUUAGGGGAGAUCAGUGCUUUACUGCAGCGACUCAGGAGCUCUGGUUGCAGCAAGUAAGGAUAUUCUGCUGGUUUCCAGCCUGCCUCUGGGACUUGAGCUGCAAAUCACUGGAGCAGCCCGCAGUUUCCUGGGUGUGCUCCAUGUAAGGAGUUACUGGCUGGCCGCCAUGAGCAUGUGUGCAUGUGGGAGAGCCUUUGCAUUGGUGAUGCAGUGAGGUGUCAUCCUUCCUUGUCACCCUCCCUGCUCUAGUGAGCUAUCAUUGCUCAGGCGAAGCCUCUGCCUGCAUGUAGGGAGUGGGAAUCCAAAGAGGGGAGCAGGCUAAGGCUGACACCUCCUUACUUCCCCUUUCUCAAGGUGCAGACAGUGGUUUUGGGAGGACCCACCUGGCUCUGAAGUGUUGCUGGCUUCUGGGGCUGAACUGCUAUCCCCAACUAAAGAAGGAGAGACAGGAACAGGCCCCACUAGUCUGCACCUGACAGCAGAGGGCUGAUGGAGAAGGGGAAAACUGCUUUCCCCUCUCCCCACCCAGCAACCAAAGCAGGUGAAAUACUCUCUUGAAGCCAAAACCAUACUCUCCUCUAUGAUUUAGCACGAUGCAGGGGACUGUUUCAGAUAGAUUUUGUUCAUCAGUGGCUGCAAAAGGGACUCCCUGGGCUAGCUGUGUGUUUGUCUGCAUCUUGCAGAUAAAUUACCCAUGAACCAGUGAACAUGAUUACAGCUUCUAAAUCCAGUAUUUAUGUUGUGUCUUUAGUUGAUGUAGAGAGAUAAGUCAUCCAGCAGAGUGAUUAAUGCAUCAGAGUUUUGCAGGAGUGCUUUUCAGCUGUGUUGCCGACUCAGUUUUUCAUCUGUAGCCAGUCACUUGUAAAUGGUUACCAGAAACUUUCAAAUAUCUAGUAACAGCUCCUCACUAAAAUACUUUCCCUCUGACCCUACCUGCUCCCAGGUUGCAGUCUGUGAUCUGCACUGCCCUGCUUUGAGGGGGACUUUGUCCUAACAGACCUCCAGGGACUGGAAUUGUUCAGUGACUUUUCACAGCUCCAGUGCCUUCAGAUAACAAGGCUGGUUGCUCCUCUGGCUUGAAAAGGAUCUUUUGCCUUUCUCCAAUGGGGAAAUGAGGUUCUUGCUUGACUAGAGUAGGCCAUUCAGUGAAGAUGUGGUUAUGGCAGUGGAAGAAGUCAGAGAUGACAGGUUUAUCAUCAGGCUACUCGGAGGCAUUGUAUGGCAGUGUUCUUCUUGAAAAUUGAAAGGCUUUUUUCUGCAGAUGGCUUACUGCUUACUGUGUCUGCAUUCUCCAUUUUUAAAUGAAUUUUGGUCUUAUUGCAGUUAGUCUGACAGCUCCUCCUCCUUUUCUGACAAGCUGCUCUUGUCUGUCAUCUUAGCACCUCAGCUGCUUCUGUAUAACAGGUCUGUUUCCUUCCAUGCUUGCAGAAAUUCAGAAAAUUUGACUCUCCCAUCUUGGAUUGAGAAAAUCUUCUCUGAAGCAGUGCUGCAUUGAAUGGCCCUGUGAACAGCUUUUUCACUCUGCUUGUCGGUAGCCUGAGUUUCCAGCCACAGUUAUAGCUGGGAGGUGUGAGACCGAAUUUUAGACUGCUGUGAUCCUCUAGUUGUAUGCUGCAGAGAUGCAAAGUGCCCCUUCCCACACUUAGACCAGAUACUUGCAACAUUCCUACUCUUCUAGUACCCAGGUUGUUGGAAACACUGGCUGCUUCUGCAGGUUCAAAGGCAGUAUACACAUCUGAUGCCAAGCAAUUUUAAACAAUCUGCUGCUUGUUUAAAUUUUCUCCAGUAUUGCUCUCCCCAGGCUCUGGGACAUCACAUCUGCUCUGAGGGGCCAGUUAAGAAGUUCACAUUUCUUGUCUGUGCACUAUCAUUGGUCACCAGCAUGUGUUCUCAGCAUCUGGUAUCUAGGCUUCCUAGAGGGAUGAACCAUAGAAGCUGUCUCAGAAAAAGCUAGUGUGCAGCUUGUGCUUUUUAAAGGAUAUUUUUAGUGCAUAUAGAAGCAGUAUGUCUAGCCUCUCCUCUCUCCCAUCAAGAGCAUAGGUGUAGAAUAGUGGAUUGCUUCACCUGGAGCUUCACUGUGGAGACCUGAGCUCCAGAAGAAGAGGCUUUGUCAGCCUUUAGAGAAAUGCCACCACCUGAGCUGAGCAUCAAUGCACAGGACAAUGAUGAUACUGUCUGAAAAAGCCAGUGCCACCCUCCGUGGCUGGUCACCUGCUGGAGACUGUGAGCUCUAGCACAGCCCUUGGUGUUGGAGGUAAUGAGAAAUGCUGGUUUUCUUUUCCCUCUAAUCUGUGCUGCUUGAGGAGCUGUCUUUAGCACUUGCUGCUUUUCUCCCUUGUGACAGCAGUUCCCUUAUCCAGGGUUACCACAGUCCCUUUGUGAGAAGACUGGUUUAAAUGAGAGGAGAGAGGAGAGGUCCUUGGAAACAGUCUGGAUGCCAUCUGGGAGUAUCUGCUCUGCUGAUGGCAACAUAUAGUGGAACAUUGAAAGGAAGCAGGCGCAGCCUUGCCUGAGAGAAUGGCCCUUGCUCCAAUAUUUUAUUAGCUGAAUUAAGGUUGGGUUUUAAUUAUUUAUUAGAGCCCACCCCUUACCAAAUGCAAGCAAGAAACUUUCAUAAAGGUUGGACCAUUGACCUGACCUUGCCCUUGUGGUCAGAAGGAGCAAAUUUAGGCUAGUCCAAGGCAUUCUCUCUUGCCUGCCUUUGAACACUUAAUUAUUCCAUAAAAGUUACAGAUGUUUAAUCAGUGAGGGACCUCCCAUGGCAUCUGCUUUUAAAGCGAGCCAGGAACCAGCUGGGGUACAGGCCAGAGGUUUAUUUGGACCAAUAAAGGUACAUCACUUAGCAAUACAAGCAUUGAAAGUGCAGCAGACCACAAGGGCAGGAUUUUUCUCUGACGUAAACAAUUGUAAUUGGUAGCCACUCUAGCAGUGAUCCUGUCUGUAACUCACCUAAAUGAGACUAGCACAAGAAGAUAAUUUUUGUCUAAACAGGCAAAGUUUCAUCUUGGGCCAGUUGAGUAUCAUGGUGUAGUGACAGAGCAACUAGCUAAGCUGCCGUGAAGACUUGUUUGACACAAAAUCCUCCAACUCCUCUUAGCCUCUUGCUGGGAAGAGGGAGAUAAAUGCAGUUGAGUCUAUGUCACCACACAGGGCAAAUUCUGCUGGUAAUAUAAGUCUUAACUCACACACUUAUGAAAAUCUCAUACUCAGAGCUGUCAGAUUCUGAAAGACUGUAGGAUGAGAACAAGGGUGGGUUGUGGUUGGGUUUUUUUAAAAAUUUGUACAUAUUCAUAACAACUGUGUCCUCUUACUUGAGUCUAGAAUUAUAAUUUGGCUAAAAGGACAGAGUUUUUUGGCUGUUGAAAAACUUUGAAAUGACUCCUCUGUGUGAGGUACACACUGAGACUUACAUUACUUGGUGAACAUGUUUAAGUGAUGCCUAUAGAUGUGUGUAUUUCCUAAGUAUAGUAUGGCUUCUGUGGCUCAGCAGUACAGAAACUGCUGUUCUUUUCUGAGGCUUGCUUGGUCAAAGCACUUCAGCAGCUGCAAACAUUGUUAGGAUGCUUGUUCUAAUUGCUCUCAAAUGAGGUUAAACAGCUAACAGAGCUUUUGCAGAUUUAAGGUAUACUCUGAGCUGCCUUGAUCUUCAUGUGUUGUCCACCAGGGGCUGCCUGUUUUGCAUGUUGAAAGCAAGGUAUUUGAGAGUCUAAGCAAGAGCUCGUGGGUGGAAUUUUCUGCUAGUUUAACACUGGGCUGACUUUCUCCCUGUCUGUAUCAACUGAUGCCUGUACAAGGAGCAUCCAUGCUGACUUCUUCUGAAAAUCAUGCUCUGGGGAUCUAAUACACAGCUUUACUUCUGAAAAUGUUGACCUUGUUCUGUGAAAAUUCAGCAAAGGGACAUGAUGUGCAAAGUGUCCAAGAAGGACAGGUGCCUGUGAUGUCUCCUACAGAUACAGCUGUACAGCAGUAGUGAGGGUUUUUUUUUUCCUACAGCUGUUCAAAUUUCUAGAGGAGUGGCUCAUCAGUAGGGAAGAGAAGAGCAGCAGGGCUGAAAUAUCUGUCUUGGGCAUCUCUUAUGCCUUCCAGAGGUUUCUUCUGAGAACAUUGAACAACCUUUUAACAAGUUUCUGGUCUGAGGAAAAACGAUGUAGGGAAUCCUGGUGAGUUUUACUAUUGCAUUCUAGCUAUUGCAUUCUAGUAAGGACAAUAAGAGCAUGAUCUGCAUUAUUCUUAGAAAGAGAGAGCAAAAGCUGAGGGUGUGAUUUGUACCUGGAGUUUUUAUCAUGCAGUUAGGUUGAAGCACUUGAGCAACUUCAGUAGUGAAGCCUUUGCACUUCUGUGGAUCACAGCCAGAGUGAUUGCGCCUUGCAGAACUGAGAUGGGAAUGAACUGCAGCUCAGAAUUAAAUUAAGGAGACCACCCUGUCACUUUGCUCUGGGCAACCUGUAGUCCUGUAAUUUUUAUUUAGGUACUGGGCUUCUUCCUUGGGUUUCCUGCCCUCCAUGGUGAUGGGAAUAUGUGGGUGAGCACUGUCAGUUUCAGAGUUGUGGUUAAGAAAUGUCAUUUACCCUCCACCUGAGCUGUUGCUUUAUUGUUUUCCCUUAGGCUGAGAAAGAGGACUGAAUUUUUAGUCAAUGUUGUUUGGUAGCCAAUGGGAAGCGUAACUCUCAGCAGUGGUGAUGCAGAAAAACAUUUUGCACAUGCGUGUACAUACACCUUAUACAUCUCUUGUGUGCAGAACUAACCUUACAGGACCUGACAAUGGUCCUUGCAAGACCUUUCCUCUGGGUGGUCUUCAGUUGCUUCUGUGAUGUGUAGGAACUUCCUUUCUGGCAACCUUGCAUUCAGUUUACUCUAAUCACUGAAUUGCUGGAGUGUUUUUCAUGUAAUACACUAGAGACAGUCUCAGUCUCACCGCUUUGUGGUAACUUCUUGGUCUGCUGUGAAGCAACAACAUUGAGGUAGCCGUUAAAUCUUUUCCAGCAGCAUGGAACUUGCUGUUCUGACUCUUGGGGAGGUCAUAAUCUCAGGUUUGACACCAUCCUACCAUCAGGACACCGUGUUUUGUCCCUGGGAAUAGGCAUGGCCAGAAAAGCAUACUAGGUGGAUGGAGUCAGAGCUGUGCAGACUUAAGUCAAGCCCUGGUUCAGGGAAGAUUUUUCCAUGUGCUGCUGAUGUCCAUAAGGACUCAAACAUAUACUUGCUUACACAGAGAUGCUUUCCUGAAGCAGAGUUGUCACUCUUUUCUACAGGUAUCACAGGAUGCCCUCCCUUAUUCUGCUUCAUGUAUCUGGUACUAGAAUGAUCAUUUCCUGAUAAAUGAAGGCACUUAAUCAGUCCUCUUCCCCUUGGAAGAAGGACUUUUGGGGAUAUUGUUAUAUCAUUUAAAAUAAUAUUUUGGAAUUUAAGUUUACAUUGCUUUAUUUUUCACUUGAGGUGACUGUAUAUAAAUAUUUUCUUCUAUUUUAUCAUUGCUGAUAAAGUAAGCCUACAGUAUACAGACAAAUAAUUUGCCUUUGAUGUAUUGAAACUGUGAGAUAUAAAGUAGAUUUCUCUCUUGUGUCCAUGUUCCUGACUAUAACUCUGUUCCUCUGUGUUUUUAUAAGUUGGAAUAAAUGUUGCUUACGGGCAACAAAGAGCCUGCAAGCUUCCCAAUAAUUUUUGUCAUUGAACUCAAGCAACCCUGUUGAAGGAUCUCACAUAUGUAUAAUGAUAUAUGUAUAUGUACAAACUUUAGAAAGAAAUAAACCAAAUGUAUUUCAAGUUCUGCA
Molecule: messenger RNA, 12757 nt
Organism: Lonchura striata (white-rumped munia)
Lineage: Eukaryota; Metazoa; Chordata; Aves; Passeriformes; Estrildidae
Gene: PSD3
Product: pleckstrin and Sec7 domain containing 3
Biological process (GO): regulation of ARF protein signal transduction
Molecular function (GO): phospholipid binding; protein binding; guanyl-nucleotide exchange factor activity
Source: RefSeq, a predicted model, not a curated record